AUGUUGAAGUUCCUGGUGUUCGUUGUGGCUGGGAUCGUCUGGCCGGCCUCGGCACAACACAGACGGACAAUUCAUGUUAGCCAUUAUCAUGAUCAUGAUCACGAGCCUCCUUCCAUCUCGGUAGGCUGUGGCUUUGGAUACGGGUCAGAAGUGUACCUGGCCACACACGACACUUGGGCCUUUUAUAAGGUUCGCUCGGCCAAACCAAUGUCUAACGGCAACCUAAAGUCUACGUGCGAGGAGGCGGGGAUGCGAUAUCCGUGCUUCCACUCAUCACAAAAUACUCCUUGGUGUACCCAUAACUACUACUGGGCCUCAGAGUGCAUCACUUAUGAAGGUACUGGUUACAGCUGCCGUACCCUCGAGAUGCUCUCGAAUAAACUGUGCGGGCACACUGACAUUGUGUACUGUCCGCCCCUUGAUGACACCUUUGUGUACACCCCUGGCCGGUGGGGUGAUGACAGUGCCUUUGGAGUGGACUACAACACUCACAGCGACGAUCUGCUGGGAGCGGACUACAACGACACUUACGCCCUUUGUGCAGUGGCUAUGUGUGGAACAUCCCCGUGUGUGCACGGAAACUGUACUGAAGAUUUCGGUGGCUUGGUGAACUACACCUGUAGCUGUGAGAGUGGUUGGGAAGGAACCCACUGUGAUCGAAACAUCGAUGAGUGCCUGUCCUCCCCAUGUGUACACGGAACCUGUACUGACGGCGUGGCGAGUUACACCUGUAGCUGUGAGAACGGCUGGACAGGAAACAACUGUGAUCAAAACAUCGAAGUGUGUGCGAGCAAUCCUUGCUGGCUGGGAGGAACCUGCCUGGAUCACGUCAGCGGCUACAGCUGUGUCUGUCCUAAAGAAGCCACCGGGAAAAACUGCGAAACUGUGGCCUUUGCUGGAGAAUGUUACCAGUUCUCCUCCACCGCCGCUGCCCACCCUGACGCGGCCCGAGCCUGCCAGACCCAGAGCGGACACCUGGUGGAUGUGGAGGACGGGCAGCAGCAAACUUUCCUCGCGGACACGAUCGCGGCUUCCACCGGAGCCUCCACCUGGCUCGCCUUUAAAACAGCACCAGUGGUACCGGUGUUUCUCUACAGCAACGGAGCUCCUUUCUUAGGCCCCCUGCAGUGGUCUACAAGCGAACCUGCUGAUCCAUGUGACCUUUGUGUCCUCCUGGACAGCUCGGACAGAUUCCUAGCCAAGACAGCACCGUGUGUGGAACAGCACAACUUCAUCUGUCAGGACGCCCAGACGCUGUGCGGGCAGAACAUCUGUCAGAACGGCGGAAUCUGCACCUCCUGCUUCGGAGACUCCUCCGCCUUUUGCGAGUGUCCGGACGGGUUCGACGGCAAGACUUGUGAGAUAAACAUUGACGAGUGCGGUUCCAACCCGUGCCAAAAUGGCGGGAGUUGUCAUGACGACGUUAACUCCUACCACUGCGUCUGUCCAACCGGUUACCAAGGAGACCACUGCGAGUCAGACAUUGACUGGUGUUCCAAUCUCCAAUGCCCGUAUGGUUUUGUCUGCCAGGACUUCGUGAUCUUCUUCCAAUGCGUUCACCCAUCUCCCGUCGCCCGCGGGUUCCCGUACCAGUGCAGCAGCGCCUCCUGUCCGGACGGCAUGUACUGCACCCAGGAAGGCGUGUCAGACUUCUCCUGCAGGCCUGAAGAGUGA
This is a messenger RNA of Branchiostoma belcheri (Belcher's lancelet), 1674 nucleotides long. Its product is annotated as neurogenic locus notch homolog protein 3-like. The transcript has 11 exons. Bases 1 to 1674 code for a protein of 557 amino acids. Gene Ontology annotation, molecular function: calcium ion binding; Notch binding. Gene Ontology annotation, biological process: Notch signaling pathway. NCBI's taxonomy places the organism in Eukaryota, Metazoa, Chordata, Leptocardii, Amphioxiformes, Branchiostomatidae. The record is from RefSeq and is a predicted model, not a curated record.